AAUUGUUUUAACUUUUCCCUAUUUUAAUGCUAAUUAACUUAAACAUUUUAAUUUUCAAAGUGUUUAUCACAAAACUAAAAGAUUUAAUCUCCAAAAUUUGCAGUGAUUAGAAUAAUUCUUAAUCGAAAAGUAAUAAGUGAAAGACGAAACAAUAAUUAGUUAAUCUCCAAAAGGCCUCAAGGUAAACACAAAAGAAUCGCCAAAGAAAAAGCUUUGAUUAAAUUGUUAAUUAACCACAAAGACAAAACCUAAAGAUUAGUGAUGAGCAAUUAAAAGACCAAAACCCGAUCAUCUUUUCGUAUCAACUUCAUUCUCACUUCAAACUCUCAACAAUCAACAUCAACUUUUCUUUUUUUUCUUUUUUCAUUUUUCAUUUCAUUUCAUUUUAUUUCUUCUUCUUCUUUUUAAUUUGUUAAUUACCUUCGUUGUCCAUCAUCAUGAAAAUGUCCAUCACUCGAGUUGAUCCUUUGUCCAUUGAGAUUCCAAAAAAACCUCCGAAUAAAUCGGCUUCUGAACAUCGACGAGCAACUAAACCGAUUAUGGAGAAACGAAGACGAGCUCGAAUCAAUAAUUGUUUGGAACAAAUUAAAUCACUAAUCCUUCUUGCUCUCAACAAAGACCCAGCUAAACAUACGAAAUUAGAGAAAGCCGAUAUUCUCGAGAUGACCGUCGAAUACCUUAAGGGUAUGACCUCAAUUCAAUCAAUCGAUAAAUCAAGUGUAAUUAAAAGCCUUAAAUCGGGUUUCGAUGAAUGUGCCUCUGAGGUUGAACGAUUUGUUGACAUUGAUUCGAACAUGGAUUUGGCAAUGAAACGUCGUUUAAAAUGUCAAUUGAAAAAUAAUUUCUCAUCGUUAACCAUCAACAAUUUAAUCUCCAAUUCUAAUCUGGUUUCAUCAACAACCUCAUCAUCUUCAUCAACUGGUCCAUCAUCUCCCAUCCUAAGUCCACUUAACAUGAAAACCGAACCAGUCUCACCUUUAACCGUUAAUCGAGAUGCAUUAACAACAAUCUCCUUUAAUUACAACAAUUCAACCAAAAGUCAAUCACAAUUAACUCCACCACCUUCAGCCAAUUCAUCUAAUGAAUCUUUCAGAUUUUCCCCUGUUCACUUUGAUCAUCAAUCUCAUCAUAAUCUUCACAAUCAAUAUCUUAACCAUCACCUUAAUCAAUCAUCAAAUUAUAUCAUCUCACCAAUUUCACCUUCAUCACAUCUCAUCGACGAUCCAAUGGAUUGUAUUCCCGUUGAUUGUUCCAAAUCAUCUAAAUUAAAUCUCGACGAUAACGUUUGGAGGCCUUGGUAAUUAGUGUCUUACCAACACCAAUGGAUUAAAUUCACCACCGGUGCCUUAACUUAAUUAGUUAACGGAAGAAAAGAAAAACUAAUUGCCACAACAAUUAAAAACUUUCUUUCUUCUUCCUCAUCAUUAUUAACAAAUCAACAAUUGUUAAUUGUCGUUGAUCAUCAGCAUCAUUAUCACUAUUAUAUUUCCCUUCUAUUGAUCUCUUUCUCUGUAAAUAGAUUUAAUCAACAUCAUAAAUUGAUUAAAUAUCUAUUCAUAAUUAAUCUAAUUACUUAGAUGCACUUUGUCAAUCCCAUGAACCACCAAAUGCCUUUAAUUUACUACCUGUUAAUUGAUUGUAAAUAUUAAUUGUUACAAAAUUUGAAUACAAAUAUAUUUAUAUAUAUAUAAUAAGAACAUAAUUAAAUCUUAAUUACCAACUAAA
Messenger RNA from Panonychus citri (citrus red mite), 1725 nucleotides. Its product is annotated as transcription factor HES-4-A-like. Gene Ontology annotation, biological process: anterior/posterior pattern specification; regulation of neurogenesis; regulation of transcription by RNA polymerase II. The record is from RefSeq and is a predicted model, not a curated record. Bases 438 to 1301 code for a protein of 287 amino acids. Gene Ontology annotation, molecular function: DNA-binding transcription factor activity, RNA polymerase II-specific; RNA polymerase II cis-regulatory region sequence-specific DNA binding; protein dimerization activity. Lineage: Eukaryota; Metazoa; Arthropoda; Arachnida; Trombidiformes; Tetranychidae. The transcript has 3 exons. Gene Ontology annotation, cellular component: nucleus.